Phytophthora nicotianae INRA-310 is the source of this 308-nucleotide messenger RNA. RefSeq lists its product as hypothetical. The transcript has a single exon. The coding region runs from base 162 to 308 and encodes 48 amino acids. The record is from RefSeq and is a predicted model, not a curated record. Lineage: Eukaryota; Oomycota; Peronosporomycetes; Peronosporales; Peronosporaceae.
GCCAGUCUCACUCACUUUCCAUUCUUCUGCUCAGCACCCAAGCAGCUCAGCAGCACUCGACAUGGAACUCUCGACACAGCCGUCGCCGACCACGGCCAAGAAGCUCGGCCUUGAGUCCGGCCAGGCCCUCAUGGCCGAGGGUCCGCAGGUCCUGCACGAGUAUGUGGCCUCCAAGAUUGGCGCCGCUAUGGGCCGCGCCAUGCCACAGAUGGACGUUCGCUUCAGCAACCUGUCAGUCAGCGCCGACAUCGUGGUGGUGGACGACCCGGGUGUCAAGCACGAGCUGCCGACCAUCCCGAACACCAUGA